Molecule: messenger RNA, 767 nt
Organism: Prunus mume (Japanese apricot)
Lineage: Eukaryota; Viridiplantae; Streptophyta; Magnoliopsida; Rosales; Rosaceae
Source: RefSeq, a predicted model, not a curated record
ACCCUCAACCAUCACAAGUUUUCCAAGUGCAUGCUUCUGCCACUAUCACUGCAUCGAUAACCAAAACUUGCCUGAAUUGCAAAAUGUUGCCAACUUAUGAUCAGAAGAAACCUACAAAAACAACUCUUCCUACUUUCAACACUCGCAACCCAGAUGCUAGCCAAACAAUAAACUUGACCCCAUGCUUUGUUUUCUUCAACCUCACAAUUUGUUCCCUUACAACGCUCUACCGGGCGUACGAGCACAGCGACUAUCCAGUGGUGGCUUUCGUCGUGUUCGUCUAUGUGUCGUAUUUCGUGUUGGACAAGUGUCUAGCAGUGUACACUCAGUUGCCAAGAGGCGAGCAAUCGGUGAAGAAAGAGUUGUUGAGGUUCACCCUUUGGGGUUUGUCAAGCGCCAUCCUGUUCGGGUUUGCAUAUCAAUUUGGGACGUUUAUGCACUUGUCUGCGGUUGUGCUCAUGUACUGUAUUGCCGUUUCCAGCAGUUUGCUGCUCUUCUAUGCCUACUACAUCGUUGAUGACCAAAAUCACAACGGUUGCACUUUUUGCGCCACCAUGCCUCCUCAGUCUUCUUGUCCUAAUCAGGAAAAGAGUAACAAUUCGGACAACGUCUAGCAAAAGACCUAAGUAAUAAUAUUUUUUUUUUGGCCAUAAGAGCUAAGUAAUAAUGUUUAUUUAUUGUAAGCGUGAGUUAAGGAAGUUGACCAAAAUAUUCAAUUUCCCUUAUUAUAUAUUGAAGUAAUUUAGAAUAUCGUUAUUGUUGUGAUA